AUAUUAAUAAAAACUUAAUAUAAUCUCAAUUAUACUAAAAAUAACACUAAUUACAUAACAAAUGGACAUGGUAUAAUAAUUUUAGUGUAUAUUAUUUCAUUUCAUGAGAAAAAUUAAACCACAGAGUGACACGAAACGAACCGUGUGCACCUCUGAAACAAGGAAAUGUGAUAUAUUGAUUUUAAUUAUGCAAGAAUAAAGAGUAAACUGUAAAGAAAAAAAUUUAAAGAAACAUAAAAACAAAAAAUCAUUGGAGUGUUUUACAAGAAAAUAAUAUAGUCUUUAUACUUUGAAAUUUCACUUUCUAGCUGUUUCUUUCUAAUUGUGAAAUUUACUAGCAACUUGUGAGUGAAAAUUGUUUCUAGCUGUUAAUAAUAUAUAACGUACACAAUGUACAGAGAGGGUUAUAAUGGAGCUGGACUGAGAUCAAAUUAACUCCAGUUUCUGGAUUACACCUGUUUGGGAAUCUUGGCAGCUAACUAAUAACUAAAAGUAACAUCUGCUUAUUUACAUAUUCAAAGAAAGCUAAUUACAAAAACAAGAGCCAUCCUCAACACAAAAAGCCAACAAGCAACAUGCGUUCGCAUGUCGUUUCACCGGCAGCAUUUUUAGACACUAUUCUUAGAAUUCAAUAGAAGCUUAACUUCUAACUAAUUGACUUAAUUGCUUAUCCUCGUACCUUAAAAUUAGUAUGAUCUCAGACCAAAAGUCCUUUUUGUGCAUUUGUGCGAGUACAAAUUGAGUAUGUCAUUUUUAGUUACUGAGUCAGAGCGUCAUAGUCAUCAGCAUACGAGACAUGACAGGAAUACCUGCAAAUGUGUAGCGAGGCAAAAGUGUAUCCAUGAGUCAGACUCUGAACACAAAGCAUACAGCCGCUAGAACACCAACAAUUCUUUAACUCUUUAAAUUACAUUUAAGAUUCAAGUUUCAAGAUUUUUAUUUGUGACAUACACAAUUAUAUAGAGCAUAUAUAACCAGCAGUGAAAUGUGAGUUUAAGAUAAAACAGCAAUUGUUUUACCAAGUUGUACACUUAAAAAUAGUUCUUUAUUUGCCUCUAUCAUCCACAAAAUUGGUUCUUUUAAUAACUGUUCACUAGGAUUAGCAACUAGAUACCAGGGUGGUCCCCUGAUAACUAAAUUUUGCCCUAUGGGGCCCUCUAUUUUCCUGAUUUGCAUCACCAGUAGGAAUUUGUGAGUGACGUAAGCCAACCGACAAUGACGACAUUCAGCAGCUGGAAGGUAGAGAACUACCUGGACUUCAGCAAUGGUCAAUCUAUCGCUGUUUUCUAUGUUCAUGGAAUUAGUUUGUGGAGUAAGUGUAUGUUUGAAGUCAUCAUCUGAUUGGUUGAAUUCUACAGGAUUUCCUGGGAGGUGUGUGUGUUGAGUUUUUUAACGCUCCACCUGGAAACAAAGAUGAAGAAGAACACAGCCGUCGUGUUUACAACUGUGACAAUGCAUGUUUAUCAGGAUCAACUAAGCGCUAGAUUUUCAAAACUAUGUGAAAUAUGUAAAGUUCACGACUCUUGUGUCUCACUGGUGUUAUUGUGGGGACAUUUUCACAUACCUAAACAUGAUGCGCCCAAUCAGUCUUCCAUCAGUCUGAAGGUCUGGCUACAUAAGACUAUAUGGCAUGUGGCCAAUCAAUGUAUAGUUCCUAUUGUGCUGGGUUAGACCCUACUCCAAAGUAGGAGGUAAUUUAGUCCCAGUUUCCCCAAAAGGCAUUCCAUUAACUAAAAUCAUAAAUGCCUGCAAUGCAAACACACCAAAAAGCGGGAACACAUGCCAUACAAAACACCAGCACCUGCCAUUUUAAAAAGCUGCACAGAGACACAGUUUACAUAAACUUACUCCACAACCAUGGAAAAUAGUGAUAGAUGGAUCAAUGGCGAAUUCCAGGUACUUCUCCAUCCUUCAUCCUUCAUAUUAGUGGAAGUAGGGUAGCCACUUUUUGGCGUGUGUGCACUGCAGGACUAGAAACUGUUUUGGUUCUAGGAACUCUGUUUGGAGAAAUUAAAUUAGUUCCUACUUCAGAGUACGGUCUAAAAUAGUUCGAUAGGAACUAAUAGUGAUGUUAAGUGUAUACUGAUUGGCCAAACGCAUACGAAAUGUAAAAAUAUUUACUCCACGAACAUGGAAAACAACGAUAAUGGCAUUUAGCUACCUGCUGUCUGCAGCACUGUUCUUUUAGGCUGGCCACACACUAGACAAUUUUAAGGUCAAUUUUAAGCCCAAUUUGCAUCCCUGAACAAUCGGGGGGUGUGGCCUGAUUCACGGCCUGUCACACUAUUUGUCCAAAAAGUCCUCUAUUGUGUGAUAUCAUUACUAUUUAUCUGCUCCUGAGACAGAGUGUCCCUAAAAACAAGUCAUGUUUAAUAUUUACGACUCUUGAUCGGGCUGCUUCUGACGUGAUACCCGCGAUAGCCAAUGAGAGUGAGCAAGCGUCACCUACCAGAUGUUGCGUCCUUCUAUAGAUGAAACUUGGCAGCCAGCAAACAUAUCACGACAGCAGAAUACAUCACCCAUAUUCUUGACGUCGAUUGUCCUCUAUUUGUUUUUCUUCUCUAGUCACGUUUGAUCUCGCCAGUGUCUGUGAGAUCACGUGUCACUGUGAAAUCGUUCCUACUAUCAUCAAGUGUGUGGUCUCGUGGUCUCUUUGAAUCAUCUGUGUGUGUUCAGAGGCUAUAAGGCUAAAAAUCGGUUGAACUGUUUUGAUGUCUGUGGUCUCCCAUGGUUUUAAAAUCGUUUAAGAUCGGUCAGCGGUCAGCCUUACACUGCAGAUUGUCAUUUAGUCAGAUUUUCAUGCUCUUUCAAUCAUUUAAAUUGUUCGUUUUCAUUACAUCUCCAUUAUCACGAAACCCACAACACUGAUGUUUGUAAAUGCCGCGAAUAAAGAAUAAUGCAACCAGGAAAAUGGCCAGAGGGAGAAAUUGGUAAUAAUAAUCUAAUAAUCUAAACACCCUUUUUCACUGUAAAGAACCAUGCAAUAGAAAGAUUCCACAGUGUUCCAAGAUUGCAAUGUUGAAGAUUCUUUAUGGAGCCAAUAAGGAACACCACUUUGGAACCUUUAUUUUUAAAAGCAUUCUGAGCUUAUGUUCGGUUACUUACCAAAGUGGCCAACUAUUAUGCUGGCAUCAUAAAUGCAAUGUAGCAAUAUAAAACAAUGAACUAUGAAACGUCUGUCCUAUAUGUCCUUUAGAUACACAUGUCCAAUAGAGGGGUAGGUGGAAAGGGCGAGUGGGUAACCGCCCACUCCUGAGCACCAUCAGAACAGGACUUACAGCUGAAUGGGCCACCAACCUCAGGCAAGAGUGUAAUCAGCAGGAAAUAGAGGCAAGAGGGACAGAUUUGAGGGCAUCACCACGUAAAGACACGCAUGCACAUAUGCACAAAUACACACAGAAACGCACACACGUACGUGCCCCAGGGUACCACUGCAUCUCCACUGCAGUGUCAGAGCGGCUGAUAAUCCUGACACGUAAGCAGCUGGCAGGACGAGAGCGACAUGGGAAGUUAGUUAUUACUGUUAUCAUCAUAACUAUUAUCAUUAUCAGCCUGAGCAGCAGCAGGUCCCCUUCAUCUGGGAGCGGUGCGUCAUACGGCUGGGUCGAAACCAUGAAGUGCCAGGAAGCAACCUGCACUGAAUGUAAAAUACAAAGACUGGGGGAAAAUAGGGUUGAUUCACUCCAUUCUUUCAAUUUCUCUGCCUCUCCCUAUUUCGGUCUCCCUCACCCCCUCCUCCUCUCGUCGCUCUUGCCCUUCUUCUCAAUUUUAUGUUUUUCUUUGACUAGCACGGAUCCAUUUCUCUGCUUUUUAAGGAUUUGCACUAUGUCUCCUUCUCCGUUUGGGACACUGUGACAUAAUGAAAGCACCUACAUGUCCUCUCAUACAUCUAUUUUCUUUGCCGGUCACACGCUCGCGCCCCCUCGCCAUGUAUACCGCGGUAAGGCCGCACCACUGUACACUGGUGGGCUGAAUGCUCAUGCCUGUCAGAGACAAAGAACCACCAGCUGUCUUGUCUCUCUCAAACACCGUCUUUCUCCGUUCCUCCCCCACUGAACGACAUUUGAACCCCCGCAAGAGUUUAUUCGCGUUCUUCGGAGACUAGCAUUUUUUCUCUUAUCUCCGAUUGGCACAUAUCGGAAGGGCGAAAGGAAUCGUCAUAUUUGGUUUUUUGGAUGUCUCCCACUCCAACAACCCACAGCCUGCUGCUAACACGGCACACAAUGCCCGUCAUUACGCUUUAGGGCGCCAAACCAGAGAGGGUGACUUACUGCUGCCAUCAAGUGGCCUUCGGAGAAACUGCAACCUGUUGCUCGGAUUCACGUUAAACCUCUACUGUAGUGUAAGCAGGCCAAAGCCUGUAGAAAUUGAAAAUAAAGAAAUGUAAUAAGAUAAAAAAAUACAGGAACUUAUUAAAACAAAUAAAAAUAUUGAAAUUAAGUAAUUUUUAACUAAUUGAAUUAAAAAGAAUUGCCAGCAAAUGUACAUUUUUUAUAUUUACGAAUUCAUUUAUUUUUAUAUUCAUUUUUUCCCACAUGUAUUUAUUUCAGUUUUCUUAAUUUACUCUUACAUGUCUUACUUUUCUGUGUGCAACAUGAAAAUUAAGCAGAUGGCACCUGCAUCUGCCUUGUAGUGCUGCAUUUUCUAUAGGCCUAUACUAGAAAAUAGUCUAUAUUCAAACAGCAUCUGCAUUAACUAUAAUCUAUAAUCUGAUUCUCUUAGUUCAUUUAGAUAAGAUGGUUAUACUAAAACUAAUUUUUAUAAAAUGCAUCACAAACUCACUUUCUCACGUAAUUGCCUUUAGGGUGUAUAAGAACUUUUAUUAUAGCAAUUAAAACUGUACUUACCGGUUUCAGUCAUCUAAGCAGUGUCGCUCACUUUCCCAGAAGUCAAAUAAAAAAUGUUGUCAAUAACCUGGUCUUGCAGGGUUUGAAGUAAACACACUUUCCAACAGUGUGCUAGGCUGUCUGUAAAUAACAUUAAUGAUUAUGGAUGUCAAGUACAUAAUUGACUGAGGAGGUGGACGCUGGAGGUUUAUCUUUCCCGGGGGGGUUAAUCAGGUUAAGUACAAUGUUGUCAUGUGUGCUUGACGCUAAUCCUGCCUAAUCUAAGGACAUUAUCUUGAUACAUAUUCGAAAGGUGGAAAGAUUAAUGCUUCAGAAACAAAAUGCACACCAGAGAUGUGACAAGAAUAUGUUAUCUGGAUUAAAACUGAUUUUAUGUUCCCGGCCCACGUGCCUGUGGGACAGGACUCCUCAUCCUCCUGAGGGUUUUUAAUACUCUGUCGGAUGUGACUGAUCAACUUGAACAAAGCUCUGAGGCGAAUGCAAAUUUCAUGGUGUCUUCUAAAAUAAACAUGUUAUAAAUAUGUGUGUACUGUAAUGCUACUACAUAUGUUUCUCUCUCUCUGUCUUUUGUUAUGCAUUGCUCUAAUUCACUCAAGAAUAACCUGAUUUGUUUUUUUUGGAUGUUUUGUUAUUGUGGUGGCUGAAUGGUUAAGGGUGUGGCCUGCUAACACAAGCGUGAGAUCAUUUUGUACAGUAGUACAGUAGGAGUGAACCAUGACCUGGAAGCAUAGUGACUAUCAGUAACUAAGCAUUUCACUACACAAUUUUGAAAGGUAAUAUCUAAAACUGAACGGCCUUGGAGCUUCUACAGCAUGAGCGUAGACUGGUGUAUUUUGACCCAGCUAUUUGACAUGAAUCAUUCAUGCACCGUAAUUGUGGAGCACACCGUUUUAAGUUAGUAAAUGUCCUCUAGUAUAACCCUAUCCGUGAUCUUCAGAAUGAAGCUCAUCUUUAUCUGUGUCCAUCCUGCUCUGUAGACAUUCAGACCAGAGAAGCUCUGAUAAAAUGCCACCAUCGGAUCAGUGAGCCUGAUAAAUGUCAGUAAACUCAAGUUUACUUGAGUCAAAGACAUAACUUUGGGGAGAAAAACAGGAUGGUAUUUAGAGGCAGAAAAUAGAAGCACUCUGUACUUGAUGGAAAAGAUAAUCCACAAAGCAGGCCUAUAUAUGUAUACAAAACUAGUGACUGAUGUUGUAUCUUCAACUUUCUAACUAUAAUUUGUAGCCAGUAAAGUUUUUAGACAGUUUAUCUCAAUAUUAACACUUAAAAAAUGUAGAAAUUGGUUUAUGGGGUUUCUCUUACGUUUCCCACAAUUGUUUUAAUAAAGGCCUUGUAUAAUAUAGGCUUAUUAAUAUGCUCAAAAAAAAAAAAAAAAAAAGAGUCUAACUGCCUGCAGUGAAUUAUGCAUAAUUAUUCAAUUUAAACUUAAUUAAAUAUAAUUAACUUGAAUAUAAUCCUUAUGGUGAUUUGCUAUGUAAUGUAACAUCAAUUCUCUAUACUUCAGCCUCAAGCAUUUCUGCUCCACGCAGUGCUUGUCUGACAUUAUCCAAUUCAAUAAUAAUGGUUGCCUACAACUAUGGGAACUUCUAAUCUAAAAUAAAGAAAUUAAUAUUAUGAAUGCUAAAGUACAUUUAUAAAAAGUUUACAGUUUCUGAUGCAAUAUGAGUUUUACACUCAGGGAAAGCAUUUUUACACUUUUAAACCAAAAGAGAGUUUUAUUAAGGGAAAAUGAUUCUCAAGUCAGCAUACAUUAUUCUGUCUAUUUUCAGACAAGGAUUUAUUAGUAAUAUUUUGGUGCCCAGUAAAAAGGGCCUAGUGUUGCCCUGCUGUGAACAUUUCUCUGGUAAAUUGACAAAAAUAACAAAAAACCAGCUACAUAAGACUAAACUGGGUGCAUAUAAUUGUAACUCUAUACUUAAUGUCAGAACAUCUGUUUUCAUGAGAUCUUUACAUGAAGUAGUUUUAAAAAAAUGUCUGACUGAGAGACUGUUUGUGCCUUUUAUUUUGAAUUCAUUGCACGCGCUUUAUAUCAUCCGCCCCCUUUACAGCCAGUCAGAUCAUUUCUUGGGAAAAGAAACGAGGGAAUUGUGUUGGAAACGGUAUCGUGAAAGUUUUAAAGAAUUGGCAGUGGCGUAUACAGUGAGAGUGUGUGUCUCGUUACUGAUAAGAACUGACAGUUAUAAAGUGAGCUUGCCGGAAGAUUUUCCUUUCAGCCAAUGCAGCCGCCCCACAGCAAACAACAGAGAAGAAAUCCAUAUUGAUUGGAGGCAGCUGACUCAAAGACAUGACCGAAGUUCACAUUAGUGACACAUUAUUCAACUCUUGUGGUGACCAAGCAUUUCUUUUCGAAAGGCCUUCAAAAUGGGAGAUUAUGCUCGCUAAAUCUCCGCAGUAAACAGCUUUGUGUGUAGUGUGUGCGAGUGAUUACCGGCGGUGAGUUUUCCGAUCCAGAGCAGCUCUGGAGAAUGGAGCGUAGGAGCAGAACUCGUGUUGCGGUGAUAGGAGGCGGGCCGGCGGGGCUUUGCGCCGCGCGACACAUCCUGUCUAGGCCCGAGGCCUUUGAUCCACCCGUGGUGUAUGAAAUGACCGAUCAUUUGGGUGGGACGUGGUUCUAUGAGGAACGAGUGGGUACAUAUGACAAUGGGUAUCCCAUCCACAGCAGUAUGUAUAGGGACCUCAGGACCAAUUUGCCUAAGGAGAUCAUGAUGUUCCCUGAUUUUCCCUUUGAUGACCGCCUGCCUUCUUUUUUGCACCAUACGUCGGUUCAGCAGUAUUUGGAAAAAUACUGUGAGAAACAUGAUAUUGCUCGUCAUAUCAAGUUCAACACCGUGGUGGAAAAGGUGAAGCCCGUCUCCAUGGAGACGGAGACGGGGGGAGCUGUGACGUGGGAGGUAAUUUCACGCAGCACACGUGGAGACCAGAACACGCAGACGUUCGACUCGGUGUUCGUCUGCAACGGGCAUUACUCCGACCCCCACCUGCCCUACAUUCCUGGAAUAGAGCAUUUUAAAGGGAAAGUCUUGCACAGCCACUCGUACCGCUAUCCAGAGCCCUUCGCCAACAAGUCCGUUGUGGUCUUGGGGGCCAGAGCAUCUGGUGUGGAUAUUUCCAUUGAGUUAGCCCGAGUUAAUGCUCAGGUGAUUCUAAGCCAUAACACACCAACCAUGUCCUUACCUCCUCCUCUGGGUAUCCGGCAGGCCUGCGCUGUUGUUGGGGUUUUAGAGGACGGAUCUUUACAGUUCCAGGACGGAUCAGUGACCCAGGCUGAUAUUCUUCUGUUCUGUACAGGAUACAACUUUAACUUCCCUUUCCUUUGUCCAUCAGAGCUGGGACUGGAUGUACAGGAUCUUUUUGUAACUCCACUCUACAAGUAUUUGCUGCCCCCUGGCUUCCCUUCAAUUUUUUUUAUUGGCAUUUGCAAAAUUAUUUGCCCUUUCCUACAUUUUGACUGUCAGGUUAAGUUUGCUCUUGCUGUCCUGGAGGGCUCAGUAAAGCUGCCCACCCAGGAAGAGAUGGAGAAGGAAGUGCAGAGAGAGAUGCAACGAAAACUAGACACAGGUGUGCAGGUGAAGCACCUCCUCAAUUUGGACAAGGAUCAGUGGGAUUAUUACCUGGAUCUGGCCAGGGUGGGCCGAUUCACACCCCCGCAGCCAGUGUUUGAGAGUCUCUAUGGAGAGGUGGGCAGACAGAGGCAGAAAGACCCACAGAAAUACAGACAAAUCAACUUUAGGCUCAUUGAUGCCACACAGUGGGAGCUUUUGGAAGCUCCACCAGAACAGACAGAUUGAGUUUAGCUACAGUCUGAGGACAAAUGAUAUUUACACUGUAUAGCUUUCUUUUUAUAUGAAAAGAAAGUCUGUAGAAAUGCUGAAGGAAGAACAUAAAAACUCUUAAUUAAAAAAAUACUAUAUAUAUAUA
Cyprinus carpio (common carp) is the source of this 8765-nucleotide messenger RNA. Its product is annotated as flavin-containing monooxygenase FMO GS-OX-like 2. Lineage: Eukaryota; Metazoa; Chordata; Actinopteri; Cypriniformes; Cyprinidae. The transcript has 8 exons. The coding region runs from base 7313 to 8635 and encodes 440 amino acids. Gene Ontology annotation, molecular function: flavin adenine dinucleotide binding; N,N-dimethylaniline monooxygenase activity; NADP binding. The record is from RefSeq and is a predicted model, not a curated record.